Molecule: messenger RNA, 822 nt
Organism: Colletotrichum acutatum
Lineage: Eukaryota; Fungi; Ascomycota; Sordariomycetes; Glomerellales; Glomerellaceae
Exons: 3
Coding region: 1-822 (273 amino acids)
Source: RefSeq, a predicted model, not a curated record
AUGAUACUCGGACAGGUUAUCAAGGAGUACAAGGGCAUGGACAGAGAUCCAACAAAGAUACACAAGGAGGUGCGGAAACGACUCAAGGACGGUGGCUAUGCAAUCCCGCUGUUUUCCGAAUUCAUGUUGAGGCUUGAAGAACUCCGAGCCCCUACUUCGGGUAGCAUCAUCUCCAACAAUGUUAACCCAUGGUGUACAAGUCCCAUGCACAAGUCGUACACAAUCACCCGCGACACACGCGAGCACAAGAAUCAUCCAAAGAGGUUGGAACAGAUACCAUACUUGAAACGAUCGCUCAUUGCCGUUUGGCGACAUGAAGAAAAAGCUAAGAGGAGGGCGCAGCGACUGGGCACAGACCGUGACCAGGAACAUGAAGGGUCGAAUUCGGAUCUCGCGGUCGGUAUCUUGCGAGAAAGACUCAAAGCAGCUGAGGCGAUGUGUACUCGACUCGCACAGGAGAAGGAUUCCAUGGUCUCAAAGAUCGACGCAGCCGAGGCGAGGAGCAGUCGUGAUGGCAUGCGAAUCGCAGAACUCGAGGCAGCCGAGGCACAAGGCGCUAGUGGCGGCGCACUUGCAAGAAUCGCAGAACUAGAAGCAGAGAUUCAGAGGCUGAAAGACGACAGUUCCACAAGGGGCUCAACUGUCCACAGUCGGUCUUUUGGCGAUGACGGAUUUGGGGACGGUUUCGACUUUUCCGACACUGGAUUCGGAGGUGGCGAUACCGGCCACAGCUCUGAAGACGAGACUCCUGGCAAUCCUACAAGUCAUAUUGGAAGGACUUCAGAGUUGAAAACCACACCUUCGUUGAAGAGGCCUGUCUAA